CUAGCAAUUUUCCAUUCGAUAAGUCCCAUUCUUCUUCGUUCAGUUGGUUCCUGGCUCUUAUUUUGAUCGUCUCAGUGGGCGUGCCAUCAUCUGAUUACCCUCCUCUCAUCUCCUUCAUUCAUUUUCUUCCAAGGGUUCAGGGUAAAUCGUCAAAAUGCCGGCCACAGCAGGAAGAGUUCGUAUGCCGGCGAACAACCGGGUGCACAGUAGUGCAGCCUUACAAACCCAUGGUAUCUGGCAAAGUACAAUCGGGUAUGACCCGUAUGCUCCCAACAAGGAAGAAUCCAAAAAAUCGGAGCCAAAAUCCGCUGACCCCGACAAUCCCUACAACAACUUUAGGGGUUUGCUUGACCUUGCGCGGAUGAGUGGCUCUAGUGCUGAUGUGGCUCGUGGGGCCUGCAACAAGUGUGGGCGUGUCGGGCACCUAACGUUUCAGUGCAGAAAUUUCUUGAGUGUCAAGGAGGAGAUCAGUAAAGCAAAGGAUGACGAUGAUGGUGGAAUUGCAGUGGAAUUGGAGAAGUGGAAGGGGAAUAGGGAUAAGAAGGCGAAUGGCGAGAGUGAGGAGAGUAGUGAGGAAGAGGAGAGUGAAAGUUCUGAUUCAGAGUAUGAUUCUGAAAUUGAAAGGGCAAUCGCUGAGAGGUAUGGGAAUGUUUCUAAGAAGGUUAUUCAUAAGGUGAAGAAGCCAUCAUCGGGAAAGAAGAGGAGCGAUGAUUCAGAUUCUAAAGAGAGAAAAAGGAGGGGAAGAUCGAAGAGAAGGAGAAGUGGCAAGAGGGGGAGUGGGGGUUCAGAGGAUGAAAGUGAAGAUAAGGACCGUAGGAAAACAAGGAAAGAGAAGAGGAGGAGAAGGGAUGAUUCAUCAGAUGAAUCAGAUGAAGAACAACACAGUAAGAAGAGGAAAGGCCGGAAGGAGAAGAGGAGAAGGAGAAGCCAUAGGCACCCGGAUGAUUCAGACCCAACUGAUGAUUUGUCCCCUCCUCGGCCUAAGCGAAGGGGAAGGAGGCAUGGAACAUCAUCUGACUCUGAUGCCUACAAUUCUGAUGACUUGCGAGUUGGGAGGGACAGAAAACGGUCUGAGAAGAGGAGCAGGAAGCGACACCAUGACAAUGAAGACUAAUGUCCUCAUCAAGGAACAUUGCUAGUGCAACGUGUCCAAAGAGCUGGAGCUUCAAUUAUGACUACGGUAUAUUCCAUUAUGCCCCUCUGGAUCUAAGCUCUUCUACAUUGCAAAUUUAUUUGACUCGUGAAACCCUUUGUGUUUAAGAUUUGUUGAUACUUUGUCGAAUCAUGUGCGCUUUAUUUGUUGCCUUCUUUAAUUGCGUGUAUGUGCCCAAGUGUGGAGUUGUGUCUUUGUUGUUGGCCAUAUGAAAGAAUUGGAGUAAAGUGCAUUGUUUACCCCCGUACUCUUUAGAAAUUGCAUGUUUUACCCCUGAACUAUAAAAAUUGCACUGUUUACCCUCGAACUCCUUGAAAAUUGCACGAUUUACCCCUGCAUACUAAAAAAUGCACCAAAUACCCUUGAACAAAUUAAAUCGUUAUAUCGUUGGUCCUAAACUAUUAGAUAGGAAGUGCGUUGCUUCCACGCACAACAAUUGCGAAUAUGAUUCAUCUGACCCUUUUGAUUUUUCCAAAGUGCAUUUCCCUAAAAUUGUCGUUUUUAUUUAAAUGUUCAGGAGUAAACAGUACAAUUUUCGAAAAAUUUAGGGAUAUUUGGUGCAAUUUUUAUUGUUCAGGGGUAAAGCGUGCAAUUACUAAAGAAUUCAGGGGUAUUUGGUGCACUUUUUAAAGUUCGAGGGUAAACUGUGCAAUUUUCAAAGAAUUCGAGGGUAAACGGUGCACUUUUCUCGAAAGAAUUGUGUCUUGUACUUGUUUUGAACUUUGUCACUGGCUUGUUGGCUUGUUAUUACCAGUAUUUGCUAUUGGUA
Molecule: messenger RNA, 1922 nt
Organism: Cuscuta campestris
Lineage: Eukaryota; Viridiplantae; Streptophyta; Magnoliopsida; Solanales; Convolvulaceae
Source: the annotation of a GenBank genome assembly